CCAAAAAGAGCGAUUUUUUCACUCAUUCAAGUAAUCGCCGUUUUAAAAAAAAUCAGGUGUGAGAAAUCAUCGUCCAUGCCAAACAUCACCCUAAUCACCUCCGUCUCUAUCCCAGUCAUAUCCUCUACUGGUUUGUGGUGCUUGGACGAGUUCAUGUUCCGCUUACUCCCGUAUCGCAUUCCAGUCUUUAUGGCUCAUGACACCCUUCUCGUCAUCUCCUUGUUCCAUGGGCUUUCUCCAUGGACUGCUUAUCCCUUUCGUUCUCUCCCGACGCCCUUCCAAGAACUCCAUCUCCAUCCUCUAACAUAAGAAGACCAAGGACUAGAACCUUCGAUUCACGGGAAGCUCUAUCCUUCCUCCAAAGAUGCACCGACUUCAAACAACUCAAGCAAAUCCAUUCCCAAAUCCUCCGAACCGGGCUUUCCCACGACCAGGUGCUGGUUGCCAACAUGCUCCGUCUCUGCUCUUCUUACGGCCAAAUGGGCUACGCGUCUCUCCUGUUCUAUCAGCUCCAGAGCCCGACCACUUUCGCCUGGAAUCUCAUGAUCAGGGGCCACACCCUCAACGACAACCCUCGUGAAGCUCUUCUCACAUACAAUCUCAUGAUGUGUCGAGGUGUGCGACCCGAUAAGUUCACAUUCCCGUUCGUCAUCAGGGCCUGCAUCGUUUCUUCUGCAAUUGAUAAAGGAAAGGAGGUCCAUGGGGUUGCUUUCAAGCUUGGCUUUUGGGGAGAUGCCUUUGUUCAGAAUACGGUGAUGGAUCUUUACUUCAAGUGCGGCGACUUGGGUUUUGGGUGCAUGGUUUUUGAUAAAAUGCCUGUGAAGAAUGUUGUUUCUUGGACUACUAUGGUGUCGGGUCUUGUUGCUCACGGGGAAUUAGAUGCUGCUCGCGGGAUUUUUGAAGUUAUGCAGGCUAAGAAUGUCGUGUCGUGGACCGUUAUGAUUAAUGGGUUUGCUCGGAAUAGGCAUCCUGAGGAAGCUUUUGAACUUUUCAGACGAAUGCAGCUCGAAAACGUGAGACCCAAUGAGUUUACUUUAGUUAGCUUGUUAAUUGCCUGUACUGAACUAGGAAGUCUGAGGUUGGGUAGCUGGAUUCAUGACUUUGCGCUGAAGAAUGGAUUUGAAUUGGGUGUUUUCCUUGGGACGGCGCUUAUUGAUAUGUACAGUAAAUGUGGCAGUAUAGAUGAUGCAAAAAAGGUUUUUGAUAAGAUGCAGAAGAAGAGCUUAGCAACCUGGAAUUCAAUGAUCACUAGCUUGGGUGUUCAUGGACGAGGAGAGGAAGCCCUUGACGUGUUUGUUGAGAUGGAGAGAGCAGAUGUGAGGCCUGAUGCAAUCACUUUUGUAGGUGUUUUAUGUGCAUGCAUAAAUAUGGGCAAUUCGGAUGAAGGUUUUAGGUAUUUCAGAUACAUGAGUGAACGCUAUGACAUUGUGCCGACUAUAGAUCAUUAUGGUUGCAUGGUUGAACUAUUGAAUCGUGCUGGCAUGUUGGACAAAGCUUAUGAGUUAGUUCACUCCACAGCUAUGAAGCUGAAUGUUGAUUUAUGAGAAUCACUACUAAGAGCUAUUAGGGGCAAUGGAAAUCUCAACAUAGAGGAAGUUACUUGCAAGCAUGCUGGGGAUCCAGAGUCAUUAAAAACCUCUAUACUUUGUGAUCCAACACAGCAUUAUCGUCAGCUCUUUCAGUGGGAGGUUGGGUGACACUUCUUCCUGUAGCAUAUACUUGUUUUCUGUUUCUUUACAUGCGACACAGAUUAUGAACUUUACAAAGCUUGGUAACAUGAUUCCAGGAAUACAGUGGUUGCCCAAACCUUACUCAGUUAUCCAAAUUUUAGAAAAUGGAUUUAUAAAAUGGUAUUUUAGUUUUACGACCCAGGAUUGGUAUGUACUAAAUUGUAGGGUUGUAGCUCAUGUCAUUGUACCAUACAUGUAUUUUUCAAAUGGUAGUGAAGCUUCUAAAGUUAUGCCAUUUCCAGAUAAAAUCUUUUGAUAACUGACUGGCAGUAGACUUCACCGCUUA
This is a messenger RNA of Nelumbo nucifera (sacred lotus), 2016 nucleotides long. RefSeq names its product Tetratricopeptide repeat (TPR)-like superfamily protein. Gene Ontology annotation, molecular function: protein binding; RNA binding. Lineage: Eukaryota; Viridiplantae; Streptophyta; Magnoliopsida; Proteales; Nelumbonaceae. The record is from RefSeq and is a predicted model, not a curated record. Gene Ontology annotation, biological process: RNA modification.